AUGCAAGAUUCAGAGGACGAAGGAGGAUUUGGAGGACUUGGAAGGAAUUUUGGGGGCUUUGGAGGGGCUUGGAAAUUUGGUUCAAAGAACUUGGAGGAUUUGGAGGACUUACAAGGAUUUGGGCGGGGGACUUGGGAGGAUUCGGAGGAACUUGGAGGAUUCGGAUGGAACUUAGAGGAAUUCAGGGGACUUGGAUGGAUUCGGAGGACUUUGAGUGGUGGAUUUGGAGGGCUUGGAGGUAUUUCGGAGGACUUGGAGAAUCCAGAGAGGGACAAGGAAGGAUUCGGAGGACUUGGAGGGAUUCAGGAAGGCUUAGAGGAUGAGGAGGUACUUUGUUUGGGGAGGAUUGGCGGGAGGGGGACUUGGAUGAUUUGGCGGGGACUUGGAGGAUUUAGAGGACUUGGAGGAUUCGGAGACUUCGAGGAUUCGGGAUACUUGGAGGAUUCAGAGGACUUGGAGGAUUCGUGGGACUUGGAGGAUUUGGAGGACUUGGAGGGAUUCAGGGAACUUGGAAGGAAAGUUCAGGGACUUGGAGGAGGGGGAUUCAGGAGACUUGGAGGAUUUGGGGACUUGAAGGAUUCAGAUGGACUUGUUGGAGGCAUCUGGAGGACUUGGAGGGAUUCGGGGAACCUUGGAGGAUUCCGAAGGGCUUUGGAGGAUUUGGCGGGGGGACUUGAAGGAUUCAGAGGACUUGGAGGAUUCGGAGGACUUAGAGGAUUUGGGGGACUUGGAGGAUUCGGAGGACUUAGAGUGUGGAUUCUGGGGGCUUGGAGGAUUCGGGGGACUCUGAAGAUUCGGAGGACUUGGAGGGAGGAUUGGGGGGACUUGGAGGAUUCGGAGGACUUGGAGGGAGGAUUCAGGGGACUUGGAGGAUUCAGAGGACAUGGAGGAUUCUGGGAUUUUGGGGGCUUGGAGGAUUCGGAGGACUUGGAGGAUUCAUUGGACUCUGAAGAUUCAGAGGUCUUGAAGGAUUUGGAAGACUUGGAGGGAAGAUUUGGGGGAUUUGGAGGAUUCAGAGGACAUGGAGUAUUCAGGGGACUCUGA
Molecule: messenger RNA, 1044 nt
Organism: Macrobrachium nipponense
Lineage: Eukaryota; Metazoa; Arthropoda; Malacostraca; Decapoda; Palaemonidae
Exons: 3
Coding region: 1-1044 (347 amino acids)
Source: RefSeq, a predicted model, not a curated record